Molecule: messenger RNA, 687 nt
Organism: Aphanomyces astaci
Lineage: Eukaryota; Oomycota; Saprolegniomycetes; Saprolegniales; Verrucalvaceae
Exons: 2
Coding region: 1-687 (228 amino acids)
Molecular function (GO): protein binding
Source: RefSeq, a predicted model, not a curated record
AUGACAGCGUUGGCAGCAGCGUUGGGUCCGUGGCUGAACGCUUGGGGGUUGUCCCGACUGCCGAAACUGUUUGCAUGUUUGCCGCACAUGCAACGGGUUGUGAUGUUGGUGGCUAUUUGGAACAAUCGACUUGACGUCGUCCAGUACCUGCACAAGACAGUUGGCCUCGAGUGGUUCCAAGGUGACAAGCUGUUGGACGUAGCCGCCCGCUGUAACCACUUGGGGAUGGUGCUAUACCUGCAUGAACAUGGAUGUGGUGGAUGCACCGCCGAUGCCAUGGACGCCGCAGCUGGCAACGGCAACUUGGCGAUCGUCCGGUACUUGCACCAACACCGUGGGGAAGGCGGGACGAAGCACGGGUGUUUUGAAUCAGCGAAGAAUGGCCAUUUGGACGUGCUAACGUAUCUCAAUCAACAUGUCACAGCCAUCGACCACAACGACGAGGGGUGGAUUAAUGUGUUUGACGAGGUGGCAACGAAUGGACAUUUGGAAACUGUGCAAUACCUGCAUCCGUACGUCGAGAAAUGCACCUCAAGUGCCAUGGACGAUGCAGCGAAGAAUGGUCAUUUGGAUGUUGUCCAAUGGCUUCAUGUCAACCGCCACGAAGGAUGCUCCUACGAAGCCAUGGUGUCGCUGGCGUCAGGCUUGGACAAAACCCUCUCCUUGGUUUUGCGAAGCACUCAUUGA